Molecule: messenger RNA, 1863 nt
Organism: Naumovozyma castellii
Lineage: Eukaryota; Fungi; Ascomycota; Saccharomycetes; Saccharomycetales; Saccharomycetaceae
Gene: DDE1
Product: Dde1p
Exons: 1
Coding region: 1-1863 (620 amino acids)
Source: RefSeq, a predicted model, not a curated record
AUGAUUUACGCGUCUCGUUUAGCCAACAAUGAACGACGAAUUUCACUAUUAAAGGAGGGCCAUUCAUUCAUUGACCAGUCUGUUCACAGCAUUGCAUCCUCCCAGAGCAGCAAGAUGUUCUGGUUUGAUUUGCUGAAAUUGGUCCUUACGGCCCUCGUCAUCCUGCUCCUCACGGACAGGUUCAUCAAUUCGUUCUUGCUGGACUUCAAGAGAGACCUGAGCAAAGUAGCUCUGAAUCAGCAAUCCAAUAUCUCCCCUGUGAGGAAGGAGAACGAAACUGCUGUUUACAGGAACUUUCUGGCACCACAGGGGUUCCCUUUGACUACCGGAUUGGGCAUCUCCCAUGGGUAUAAGAUUAGAAAUGGGAACUUUGCUGAUGUUUGGAUGGCUAUUAUGGAAGUAUCUACUAAUAAACUAGCAUUGCAUUUUGGAAAAGACCAUUCCACCUCUUUGGAGAGCAUCAAUGGAAUGAUAAACACGAUACUAUCAAACGAACAAUUUAAAGAUGUUAAGGAUAUUGGAAUUAAUGUCUCUGUUGCUUCCUCUUCAGGGUUCGCUCUUAUGGUUGCUGCAAUGCUUCGAAGUGUCACUGGUAAUGGUGGUGUCCCACAUAUACUUAAUGCAGUUCCAAGGGAGAGAAUCGAAAGCUUAGAUGUUUUGGCCAUUGAUUCGUGGUCUAAAUAUGAAAGAUUGGGCGAAAGUAAAGAUUGGUAUAAGUUGAUCAUUAUAUGCGAACCUAAAACUGGGAAAAAUGGUAACCAUUUAGAAUAUUCAAACGUUAUUACUUUUGAUAAACUGAUCUCCGAUUAUAAACAAGACAAAGUUUUCAGAUAUUCACCACCAGAUGAUAAUUUAGAUGAUAAAAAAGCACUAUUAAAGAUAUCCUUCCAAAAUAUGACUACAGAAUUCUCACAACUAAACCUAGUGAGUAGUUUAGCCACUUUCAUUAAGGGUUUCCCCAUGAAUCAUGAAAUUACUGGGAAAGAUUGUUUAACAAUACUUUUGCGAGAUACGUCUAAAAAUUCGAACAUUUCCCUACAAAUGUGGACUAAACUAUUAUCCGUAUUACUUCAUGGUGGCUCUAUCUCAUUUAUUGAUCAAACGUUAACAAUGCGAAACAUUCCUACAACAACAACAUUACUAUUAACCGAAUUAGAUUCCCUGAAGAAACUAGCAGAUUCAGUCAAGAACCAAGACCCACCAAUAUCCAUCCUACAAAGGCUAAAAUUAUCGUAUUCGAAAACUUUGAUUAGCGAGGGGAUAUUUACUCAGGUAGGUAAACACUCGUUACCAGAAUUGGAUCAAUUGAGAUGUAUAUUCGUGGCUGAUUCUCUAGAAGGUACAGAACAAAUAACAACAUUCAAAUCAUCUAUACCAAAACUACAAAAGGAAAAAUAUUUCAACUCUCUAGACACAAGACAAUUGAAUUCCUUGCGUGCCAUUUUUGGUUCAAGAAUCGUUAUUGAAUUAUAUUGCCCAUAUCUGAUAUUUGGCCCCAUAUUCCAAACCAACUUUUAUGAUUAUAGAGUCUUCUCUGAUUCAGUAAAUAAAAACUUUAUUUGCUUUGGUACUUUAUCAACAUCUUUAGAGGGUAAACUAAUUGCCACUUUGAAUGAUUUAGAUAUCACAAAAAGGCAAGGGAUGCUAUGCGUAAGAGGAUUUACCAUUGGUAAGCCUCUAGAAUCCAGCCGUCAAGAUGCAGCAAGGAAAUUAAGUGCUCAAUUAGGUGGUGGGGAAGGCUGGAUGCCAUUAAAUGGAGUAUUUGGGUUAUGGGGUAAAGAUGGGUGCUUUUACCUAUAUACUGACCAUCACUCCGAGAAAUACAAAAAAUUUAUAGAAGCAAAUGGUUUAUGGCCAUAUUAG